Molecule: messenger RNA, 2184 nt
Organism: Acanthosepion pharaonis
Lineage: Eukaryota; Metazoa; Mollusca; Cephalopoda; Sepiida; Sepiidae
Source: the annotation of a GenBank genome assembly
AUGUAUUGUAUUUCUAUCUGGACCUUUACAGACAAUAGAAUUAUAUUCCAUUUGUUAUUAUUUUAUCUAUCUAUCUAUCUAUCUAUCUAUCUUGCGUCGAUUUUUCUUCUUCGGGGUGUCCUGUCGCCUACCCGACUGACAGGACAAAUCUAUCUAUCUAUCUAUAAUCUAGGAAGUAUUUGUCUAUCAUAUAUUAUUAUUAUUAUUAUUAUUAUUAUUAUAACCUUCUUCUUCUUCUUCUUCUUCUUCUUCGUUUUCUUCUUAUUAUUAUUAAUAUUAUAUCCUUCUUCUUCUUAUUAUCAUUAUAUUCUUCUUCUUCUUAUUUUAUUCUUCUUUUUCUUCUUAUUAUUAUUAUAUUCUUCUUAUUAUUAUUAUAUAUCCUUUUCCUUCUUUUUCUUCUUCUUCUUAUUAUAUAUCCUUUUCCUUCUUUUUCUUCUCCUUCUUAUUAUAUAUCCCUUUUCUUCUUUUUCUUCUUCUGAUUAUUAUAUAUCCUUUUCCUUCUUUUUCUUCUUCUUCUUAUUAUAUAUCCUUUUCCUUCUUUUUCUUCUCCUUCUUAUUAUAUAUCCUUUUCCUUCUUUUUCUUCUUCUUAUUAUUAUAUAUCCUUUUCCUUCUUUUUCUUCUUCUUCUUAUUAUAUAUCCUUUUCCUUCUUUUUCUUCUUCUUAUUAUAUAUCCUUUUCCUUCUUUUUCUUCUUCUUAUUGUUAUAUAUCCUUUUCCUUCUUUUUCUUCUUCUUAUUAUUAUAUAUCCUUUUCCUUCUUUUUCUUCUCCUUCUUAUUAUAUAUCCCUUUUCUUCUUUUUCUUCUUCUGAUUAUUAUAUAUCCUUUUCCUUCUUUUUCUUCUUCUUAUUGUUAUAUAUCCUUUUCCUUCUUUUUCUUCUUCUUAUUAUUAUAUAUCCUUUUCCUUCUUUUUCUUCUUCUUCUUAUUAUAUAUCCUUUUCUUCUUUUUCUUCUUCUUCUUAUUAUAUAUCCUUUUCCUUCUUUUUCUUCUUCUUCUUAUUAUAUAUCCUUUUCCUUCUUUUUCUUCUUCUUUUUAUUAUAUAUCCUUUUCCUUCUUUUUCUUCUUAUUAUUAUAUAUCCUUUUCCUUGUUUUUAUUCUUAUUAUUAUUAUAUAUCCCUUUUCUUCUUUUUCUUCUUCUUCUUAUUAUAUAUCCUUUUCCUUCUUUUUCUUCUUCUUUUUAUUAUAUAUCCUUUUCCUUAUUUUUCUUCUUAUUAUUAUUAUAUAUCCUUUUCCUUCUUUUUCUUCUUCUUAUUAUUAUAUAUCCUUUUCCUUCUUUUUCUUCUUCUUCUUAUUAUAUAUCCUUUUCCUUCUUUUUCUUCUUCUUCUUAUUAUAUAUCCUUUUCCUUCUUUUUCUUCUUCUUCUUAUUAUAUAUCCUUUUCCUUCUUUUUCUUCUUCUUAUUAUUAUAUAUCCUUUUCCUUCUUUUUCUUCUUCUUCUUAUUAUAUAUCCCUUUUCUUCUUUUUCUUCUUCUUAUUAUUAUAUAUCCUUUUCCUUCUUUUUCUUCUUCUUCUUAUUAUAUAUCCUUUUCCUUCUUUUUCUUCUUUUUCUUAUUAUAUAUCCCUUUUCUUCUUUUUCUUCUUCUUAUUAUUAUAUAUCGUUUUCUUUUUUUUCUUCUUCUUCUUAUUAUAUAUCCCUUUUCUUCUUUUUCUUCUUCUUCUUAUUAUAUAUCCUUUUCCUUCUUUUUCUUCUUCUUUUUAUUAUAUAUCCUUUUCCUUCUUUUUCUUCUUCUUAUUAUUAUAUAUCCUUUUCCUUCUUUUUCUUCUUCUUCUUAUUAUAUAUCCUUUUCUUCUUUUUCUUCUUCUUCUUAUUAUAUAUCCUUUUCCUUCUUUUUCUUCUUCUUCUUAUUAUAUAUCCUUUUCCUUCUUUUUCUUCUUCUUUUUAUUAUAUAUCCUUUUCCUUCUUUUUCUUCUUAUUAUUAUAUAUCCUUUUCCUUGUUUUUCUUCUUAUUAUUAUUAUAUAUCCCUUUUCUUCUUUUUCUUCUUCUUAUUAUUAUAUAUCCUUUUCCUUCUUUUUCUUCUUCUUCUUAUUAUAUAUCCUUUUCCUUCUUUUUCUUCUUCUUAUUAUUAUAUAUCCUUUUCCUUCUUUUUCUUCUUCUUAUUAUUAUAUAUCCUUUUCCUUCUUUUUCUUCUUCGUCUUCUUAUUAUUAUAUUCUUCAUAUUUUUCUUAUAUUUUCGUCUUUUUAUUAA